Messenger RNA from Penicillium lagena, 3225 nucleotides. RefSeq lists its product as uncharacterized. Lineage: Eukaryota; Fungi; Ascomycota; Eurotiomycetes; Eurotiales; Aspergillaceae. Gene Ontology annotation, cellular component: cytoplasm. Gene Ontology annotation, molecular function: phosphopantetheine binding; catalytic activity. The record is from RefSeq and is a predicted model, not a curated record. The transcript has 2 exons. Bases 1 to 3225 code for a protein of 1074 amino acids. Gene Ontology annotation, biological process: secondary metabolite biosynthetic process; amino acid activation for nonribosomal peptide biosynthetic process.
AUGACGAGGACUGAAGAUGAGUUCAGUAGAGGCGAUUUGCUUUACGUGCCCAAGGGUACCUUGAAUGCCGCGGCCUUGAACCUGAUCGAUAGCUGUGUGCACAAUCUCAUACAGAUACAUUUUGUCGACCAGCCCGAUUCCCCUGCCAUUCAUAGCUGGGACGGACGCUACACAUACGGCGAACUGGAUGAGUUGUCCGCAGGUGUGGCAUCUCAUCUGAGAGCCCAGGGCAUCGGUCCGGGUGACUUUGUGCCUCUAUUAUUCGAAAAGUCCAAAUAUACCCCGGUUGCGCUUCUUGGAGUUAUUCGCACUGGGGCAGCAUUUGUACUUCUUGAUGCCUCGCAGCCGGAAGAUCGACUGAAGGGAAUAUGUCAUGAUGUGAAUGCCAAGAUCCUGAUUGCCUCCAGUGAGAAGACCGCCAUGGCUGCAAAAUUGGCACCAAGGGCCGUGACAGUCAAUGCCACACAUCUCGCAGCCUGGAAAAUAAAUGAGCAUCCUGAUGGAGAAUUCAUAGCCAGUGUGACACCAAAUAGCGCACUCUAUGUUGUAUUUACCUCUGGCUCAACAGGGAGACCCAAGGGUGUGGUCAUGGAGCACUCGGCAUUCUGUACGAGUGCUCUAACCACAGGGCUUGCAUUUGGGUUGAACAGAAAGUCAAGGGUCCUUCAGUUCUCAUCUUAUGCUUGGGAUGCCUCCAUCACGGACCACUUGGUUACGCUGAUUCUUGGGGGGUGCGUUUGCAUCCCGUCUGAUUCUCAAAGAAAAGGCGACCUCUCUUCAUUGGUGGAUGAUUUACAGUGUACCUGGGUGGGAACCACGCCAUCCGUUGCUCGAUUGCUUGACCCAGAGCGUGUCCCAAGUCUUCAGGUUCUCGCCCUCGGUGGAGAGGCAUUGUCUUCCGAGCUCAUUCGAACGUGGUAUCCACGUUUCAAAGUGGUCCAGGGAUAUGGCCCAGCUGAAUGUGCAGUUGCGGUAUCGGUCCAUUCAUCCAUGAGCGACAGCACCCCUCCUAACAAUAUCGGGCAUGUUACAUGUGCUAUUGGCUGGGUGGUUGACCCAAAUGACCACAACAUCCUUCUCCCGCUUGGAGAGAAGGGUGAGCUGAUUGUUCAAGGCCCAAAUGUUGGUCGGGGCUAUCUCGGACGUGCAAAGGAGGCAAAAUCCUCGUUCCUCGACCCCCCCGAGUGGCUUUAUAGACAUGGAAAGAUAUCCUAUGGGCGAUUAUACAAGACUGGUGAUAUCGUCCAGUAUUCUCCAGAUGGAUCACUGCGUUUCUUCGGUCGAGCAGACAACCAAGUGAAGAUCCAUGGACAGCGCGUUGAGUUGGGAGAGAUUGAAAGCAAGCUAAAGCAGGCCCUCAGGGAGCAAUCUACGACCGUGGUGGAGUUAAUCCAUCGGAAGAAUGACUUGUCUCCGAUACUUGUCGGAUUUGUCUACAGAGAGACUCAAAAUCCAGUGCAGCAGCCUAGCCAACACCCCCGCGGGCUCUUUCUACUCCCAGAUGCUAAAUCCCAGACGGAUGCUCGCAGAGCACAUGCUUCCUUGUCGGCUGUACUUCCUUCGUAUAUGAUACCAUCGGACCUAUUUUUCAUUUCCCAUAUUCCAAUGACACGAACGGACAAGGCUGACCGUCGGAAAAUUCGAACCUAUGCGGAAUCCCUUUCAGCUGAAGAUCGCAGAAUCUAUGGUACGCUCCUCAGUCAGACCAAGAACGUGCCUUCCUCGCCUGAAGAACAGUCCCUGCUAUAUAUUUGGGCCUCGAUCUUGAAGUUGAAUCCUGAUCAGAUCGGCGUCGAGGACAAUUUCUUUCACCUGGGUGGUACGUCUAUGUCUGCCAUGAGCCUCACUAGCGUGUCUCAUAAGAGAGGGCUCCCAAAUUUCUCGCCGUUGUUAGUCUUCAAGCACCCAACGAUCCGGGCGAUGGCAAGAGAAUUGAAAAAGCCCGGGGCAUUAAACUCUUCUGUUGGGACGUCAACAUCAUCGAGCUACCACCUAAAGCAAUCUAUCGUGCAUAAUCUUGCAUGCUAUGGUCCUCUGAAAGGCAAGGACAUCAUGGGCGAUGUUGUCCCUGUAACAGAGUUUCAGAAGGAGUGCCUCCAGGGACGGCCAUUGUUUCUGACAUUAGAGAUACCUCCAGUCAAUCACGGGCGAUUAGAAAAUGCAUGGAAUGCUGUCCAACAGAAACAUGCCGUCCUCCGCUCUGUCUACCUUUCCUACGAGGGGGUAACAUAUCAAGCAUUCCUGCGGCAACUUACUACCACAAUUCCGAUAUCCAACUGUGACGGACGACCACUGGUUGAAUUUGUCGCGGAGUUUUGCAAAAAGACUGGUCUAGAGCAAAUCCCAGAGGGCAACUUAUACUGGCGUAUAUGGCGAAUUGAUGGUCCCGAGAGCAGUGCUCUUGUUCUGAGGACUCAUCAUGCUCAAUUCGAUCCAGUAGCUGUUGGGGUUCUCUUGAAUGACUUUGUUGCGGCAUAUGAAGGCCCCUUGAAGCCUGCCCAGAUCGACUUCCCGGAGUACAUGAGUCGCCGUUUACAGCAGAAUGGAUCUCCCCAGGCUCUGGAAUUUUGGGGGAGUUUCUACGAGGGUCGAAAAUUCCCGUUCUCCACGACUCUCGCGUCUAUGACGCCUCCUGUCGGAAUUACGCCAAGCAUGAUAAUGCGUGCUGCCUGGGCCCUUGUCUUAUCUCAGCGCACUGAAAGCGACGACAUUGUUUUCGGGGAGGUUGUGCAUGGGAGAAGCUUCCCCGCCGAAGGUGUCAGCGAAGUAGUCGGGUGCACCGUCGGAGUCUGCCCCAUGCGCAUACAGAUUUCUCGAGUCACAACGGCCAAGGAACUUCUUCUUCAAUGUAAAGAGAGAUACAUUGAAAGAGUCCCCUAUGAGACCGUUGACAUGAAAGUAAUUGCGCGCCAAUGCACAUCAUGGGGACAAUAUCAGCUAAGUAGUAUUGUGAUGGGCGAAGAGUUUGAUGUGACACCUCGCAUAACAUUGGAUGGGAGAGAAUGCCCACAUAAAUAUCAUUAUCCGGAGGGUACUGAGGAUGAGAUGAAAGAAGUCUAUCUUUGGCUCGCUGAUGAGGGUGAAGGCCUAAGUCUUGCCAUGUACAUACCACGGAAUUUGUCCAUGCCACAGUAUGCUGGGGAGAGCUUCAUACGCACAGUGGUGCAGAUCAUGGAGAAAUUGUCCGCCUCCCCUGAUCUGCCUUUGUCUGAGAUAAUGUUGUGA